ACCACUUCAUCUUCCAGCCCCCAUAAUACCUAACUGAAAGGUCUACAAAUUUUCUUAUUCCUAUUGAGUUCUGCAAUACAAUAAUACUCCUCAAAAUGUUGUUUUUUACGAAAACAUUUUCAUUUGAAUUCCAUCGAAGCUGUGAUAGGAAAAAAAGUAUAUUCGUACAAUCGGUUUCUUCCUCUAUGUCUCUUAUGUAUUGGAUUCUGAUCUUGAACGUUUGGGUCUUUAAAGCAUCGUCGUUGCAAGCGGGAUCCCGGGCUGUACUUCGUGAGAUUGCUGCUAUCGACGGUGACGGUAGUGAUCCGAAGGACUACGCCGUUGAAUUGAACGCCACGAGUUUCGAUGCAGUUCUCAAGGAAACUCCUGCGGCUUAUGCUUUAGUCGAAUUCUUCGCUCAUUGGUGCCCUGCUUGCAGAAAUUACAAGCCCCAUUAUGAAAAAGUUGCAAGGCUUUUCAAUGGGCCCAAUGCUGUGCAUCCUGGAAUUGUAUUGAUGACUAGAGUAGACUGUGCAUUAAAGAUAAAUACCAAACUUUGUGGUAAGUUUUCUGUGGGUCACUAUCCUAUGCUGUUCUGGGGUCCUCCUACAAAGUUUUCUGCUGGCUGGAGCUCUGAUCAAGCAAAAAGUAAGUUAAGUGUAAUUGAUGACGGGCGGACUGCGGAACGCUUGCUUAAUUGGAUCAAUAAACAAAUAGGAAGUUCAUAUGGCCUGGAUGAUGAAAAGUUUGAAAACGAGCAUCUUUCAUCAAAUAUAUCUGAUCCUGGACAGAUUGCUCGAGCUGUGUACGAUGUGGAGGAGGCAACUGCAACUUCCUUUGACAUCAUUUUAGAACAUAAGAUGAUUAAGUCAGGAACUCGAGCUUCACUAAUAAAAUUCCUUCAGCUUUUAGUGGCUCAUCACCCUUCGAGAAGGUGUAGGAAGGGAAGUGCAGAAGUCCUUGUCAACUUCGAUGACUUGUACCCAUUAGACAUUGGGUCGUCAGCCAGGCAUGAUGUUGACACCACUAGCAUGAUAGGGGUGCUACGCGAUUUCCAUAUUUGUGGAAAGGAUGUUCCCCGUGGAUAUUGGAUGUUUUGUCGUGGCAGCAGGAACGAUACCAGGGGCUUUAGUUGUGGCUUGUGGGUUUUAAUGCAUUCACUCUCCGUGAAGAUCGAGGAUGGAGAGAGCCAGUCUACAUUUACAUCUAUGUGUGAUUUUAUUCACAACUUCUUUAUUUGUGAGGAGUGCCGUCAACAUUUUUAUGAGAUGUGUUCAAGUGUUAAAAGUCCUUUCAAAACAGCUCGUGACUUUGCCCUUUGGUUGUGGAGCUCACAUAAUGAAGUCAAUGAGAGGUUAAUGAAGGAAGAAGCAUCUCUGAAAACAGGAGAUCCUAAGUUCCCAAAGAUCAUUUGGCCUCCAAAACAGCUUUGCCCUUCAUGCCAACAUUCCCGAGUUCCCAAGGACAAAGGAAGCAGUCAGAUAGAGUGGAACCGGGACGAAGUGUUCAAGUUAUUAAUUAGUUAUUAUGGGAAUACGCUUGUAUCUUUCUACAAAGAAAAGGGUCUUCUAGGUGAAGAUGGAUCCAAAGUUUUUGUCGAUGAUUCCUCGAAUAGUGCAGUUGUGGUGCCAGUUGGGGCUGCAUUGGCUAUUGCUCUUGCCAGCUGUGCAUUCGGAGCGCUUGCUUGCUAUUGGCGUUCUCAGCAGAAGAGUCGGAAGCCAAGGAGAAGCUGGAGUUAAGAUUACUAGAACAACAAAAAUCACACAAAUCCUUAAGAUGACCCGUCGGAUGACCUCAAGCUCCGAGUAUAAAAUCCAGAUUACAGCCUUAUACUGUCUCACUCGAGGUCCUAUUCUUUUAUCAGUUUUCUAUCAAGAACAUCCUGAAUUUUGGGUUCCUAGAGAUUUAACAUAAUCCUAAUUUUAUCUGUUUUCUGAUUGCCCCAAUUCACAUUUGAAAUGCCGCGUGAAUACUUUAUAAUGAGUUCUGUGAAUGUCUGAUACAAGUCUGUCCAAUUCCCUCUCCCCAUUUGAUAUUGU
Molecule: messenger RNA, 2018 nt
Organism: Hibiscus syriacus
Lineage: Eukaryota; Viridiplantae; Streptophyta; Magnoliopsida; Malvales; Malvaceae
Product: sulfhydryl oxidase 2-like
Exons: 12
Coding region: 96-1718 (540 amino acids)
Biological process (GO): protein folding
Cellular component (GO): Golgi membrane
Molecular function (GO): flavin-dependent sulfhydryl oxidase activity; protein disulfide isomerase activity
Source: RefSeq, a predicted model, not a curated record